This is a messenger RNA of Anguilla rostrata (American eel), 2020 nucleotides long. RefSeq names its product calcium uniporter protein, mitochondrial-like. The transcript is spliced from 8 exons. Gene Ontology annotation, biological process: mitochondrial calcium ion homeostasis; calcium import into the mitochondrion. Gene Ontology annotation, cellular component: uniplex complex; mitochondrial inner membrane. The record is from RefSeq and is a predicted model, not a curated record. Gene Ontology annotation, molecular function: calcium channel inhibitor activity. NCBI's taxonomy places the organism in Eukaryota, Metazoa, Chordata, Actinopteri, Anguilliformes, Anguillidae. The coding region runs from base 241 to 1257 and encodes 338 amino acids.
AAUAGGAUGGUCUGAGCACGCGGGGCGAUGCUUAGCUGGUUGCAAAGAGGAAAUGUUUUGCUGUGCUUAGGCUGCGCCUUGUGCUUCAACCGUCGACGCAGCAGUAGCCUACAGUUUCAUUGGGAAAAACGUGGUUUAAAUGAAAUCUUCCAAACCGCGAGGUCUGAAAUCCGACAAUUCACUUUUUGCGUCGCGUGCAUUAUGCUACUAGCUCUUCUGCGGGCGGAUUAAUUUGCUGCGAUGGUUUCGUUGGGAAGGGUUGUCAAACUAUCCGCUGGAGUUCUCCGAUGUUCUCUACCGUACUACACCGGUGCUAGAAACUCGACAAGACCAAUUCAACUACUUUCAAAGAUCCAGUCCAAACAGCUCCAGUGGGGACAUCAAAGCGUUCUCUUCUGCAGCACAACAGCGCCCUCCAAUGAUACUUCCAUCAGGUAUAAAUUUGGCCGCCCCGUGCUGACCAUCCCGCUGCCCUCCAGGAAGGAGGACUGCCUGUUCUUCCUGCGGCCCAUGCUCAUGAGCGUGGGUGACCUCAUCCAGGACAUCCAGCGUGAGGACGCGGGCGUGUCUUCCGCCACCGUGUUCACCGCAGACGGACAGCGGGUGUCUUGCACAACGUCGUUGGACACUCUGCUCGACAAAGACUUCCGGCUGGUCAUCAACGAUGUCACCUACAACGUCCACUCUCCAAGGCCAGAAAAAGCGUCCAGCGAGCACGUGAUGGAGGCGGACGACAUGAAGACUGUCAUCCACAUGAUGCACAUGGCCAUGAACCUCCCGGGUCAUCACCUGCUCAAGGAGAAGGAGCUGCUGGAGAAAAUUGAUCAGCUCAAGCAGGAGCUGUCGCCUUUGGAGACGGUGAAAGCCACGCUCGCACACAGGGCAGAUUCCUCCACUACCAGGGCGCUGUGGGUGGGCAUGGCCCUGCUGUCCGUGCAGGGCGGGGCGCUGGGCUGGCUGACCUGGUGGGUCUACUCCUGGGAUGUCAUGGAGCCCGUCACCUACUUCAUCACCUACGGCACCAGCAUAGGGGUCUUCGCUUACUUUGUCCUCACCAAGCAGGACUAUGUUUAUCCUGACGCCAAAGACAGGCAGUUCCUGCAUUACUUCUACAAAGGGGCCAAGAGGCAGCGCUUUGACGUACAGAGAUACAAUCAGCUGAGAGGUGAACUGACUCAGGUGCAGGAGGAUUUGAGAAGACUGAAGAAACCCAUCCAACAGCAACUGCCUUUGGAACAGAUCUUACCCAAGGAGUGAGGAGUGAACACACACACACAGUGUCACACACAUAAAAACUCUCUCUCACACACACUCUCUCUCACACACACUCUCAGACACAAACACAGCCAUACACACAGCCAAGGAUUUAAUGACAGGACUUCCUCCACCAUGUUCAGUUUUGAUAAUGGUGCCUUUUUUUAACGUCUCCUCAAUAUUAUUUGAAUACCUCCGAUAUACAGCCAAAAACUCAUUGUCAUGAACAUAGUUGGGGCAGAACACUUAAAUCAUGAAUAUCAUGGACCGUAUACUGACUUUCAUAUCAUGACUGUUGCCCAGAGUAGCUAUUCUAUGGUAUUAAGCAGCAUAAAGUCAUUGUGAUCGCAGCCAGUGGGAAAUGGGUUGCUAAGGAUCAGUGGUCUUAGUGUUUACAGUCCAUCUAUGGACAAUACGCUGUGGAGUGUCUUGACACCUCCAAACAUGGUCUUCCUGUUUUCAAGGACUGCUCUGGUGAAAUUAAGGAACCGUGAGGGAGUAAAGGAAGUGGACAAAUUUUUGAAUGCAAAUCUCAAUCUGAAUUCUCAUUUACAGUAGGCUAGAAAUACGAAUGAAUUCUGCCCAUCAGUCAAGGAUAAAAACAAAGCAUGUUCAGACCAGCAAGAAAGUAUGACUUACUACUUGGGUACUACUACCUACUGUUAAACCAAGACAAGUUUAAAGGUAGUCCUGGGUACUUACUUUCUUUUAAUAAUGUUCUAUGACCUUUCAGAACAAUAAAGAAUAAAGGAAGGAAACUGGACAA